Microtus ochrogaster (prairie vole) is the source of this 810-nucleotide messenger RNA. RefSeq names its product immunoglobulin alpha Fc receptor-like (gene Fcar). NCBI's taxonomy places the organism in Eukaryota, Metazoa, Chordata, Mammalia, Rodentia, Cricetidae. The record is from RefSeq and is a predicted model, not a curated record. Gene Ontology annotation, cellular component: plasma membrane. The transcript has 5 exons. Gene Ontology annotation, biological process: immune response-regulating signaling pathway.
AUGGCUCCACAAGACACCACCUAUCUGUGUCUCGUCUUCCUGGGACAGACAAUUUGGGCACAAAAAGGUAAGUAAUUUCCCAUUCCUACCAUAUCUGCUGCCACAAGUCCUGUGGUUCCCUGGAAUGGGUCUGUGAGGAUCCUCUGCCAGGGAAUUCCUGAAGCCUUCCUGUACCAGUUGUCUCUGAUGAAAAACUCCACACACACAGUUAUAGAGAAGAAACUUGGAUUUCAGAAAGAGGCCGAAUUCAUCAUCAACCACAUGAAUACAACCACAGCAGGAUGUUAUCAGUGUCAGUACAGGAUUAAGGACCACUGGUCAGAGUAUAGCAAACCCCUGGAGCUGGUGGUGACAGGCUUAUACAACGAACCUGUCCUCUCCACAGAUCAAAGCCGUGUGCUGAUAGCAGGAGAAAGCAUUUCCUUCCAGUGUAGUUCAGCACAUGACCUGUUCAACAGAUUUUCACUGGUCAAGGAGGGAGAUGCUUCUUUGCCACAGCACCAACAUGAAGGGUACCAAGGCAAAUUCACUCUUGGUUCCGUGAACCCUAACUUUGCUGGGAACUAUAGUUGCUACUGCUGGCACAACAGCAGUCCCUAUGUGUGGUCAGCCCCUAGCAAUGCCCUGGAGCUCAUUGUCACAGACUCCAAGAAGCAAGGUUACAUGACAGAGAAUUCAGUCCGGAUGAGUAUGGCAGGGCUGGUGCUUGUGGUCCUCUUGGUGAUAGUAGCUGAAGACUGGAACAGCCACAGGAUAUCACACAAGGAAGACUGUCAGGAAUUGACUGCACCAAGAUGGAGCAGACGGUGA